Molecule: messenger RNA, 1287 nt
Organism: Urocitellus parryii (Arctic ground squirrel)
Lineage: Eukaryota; Metazoa; Chordata; Mammalia; Rodentia; Sciuridae
Source: RefSeq, a predicted model, not a curated record
AUGCCUGUGACUGUGGCAAAUGAGAAGAGGACUCCUCUCUGCCUCAAUUGCUCCAUUUUCCCUGGAAACCUGUCCCUAGGGGAAGCAAGGAGCCCCUCACCCUGCAAUGGCAGUGAGGCCACGGAGCACUUUGACCCUGAGGACUUGAACCUGACAGACGAGGCACUGAGACUCAAGUACCUGGGGCCGCAGCAGUCAGAGCUGUUUGCACCUAUCUGUGCCACAUACCUGCUGAUCUUUGUGGUGGGCACCGUGGGCAACGGGCUGACCUGCCUGGUCAUCCUGCGCCACAAGGCCAUGCGCACGCCCACCAAUUUCUACCUCUUUAGCCUAGCAGUAUCAGACCUGCUGACGCUGCUGGUGGGGCUGCCCCUGGAGCUCUAUGAGAUGUGGCACAAUUACCCCUUCCUGCUGGGCGUUGGUGGCUGCUACUUCCGCACGCUGCUGUUCGAGACAGUCUGCCUGGCCUCCGUGCUCAACGUCACCACUCUGAGUGUGGAACGCUACAUAGCCGUAGUGCAUCCAUUCCUGGCCAGGACUGUGGUGACACGGGCCAAUGUUCGCCGCAGGCUCGGGGCCAUCUGGGGCCUUGCCUUGCUCUGCUCUCUGCCCAACACCAGCUUGCAUGGCCUCCAGCAGCUGCAUGUGCCCUGCCGGGGCCCAGUGCCAGACUCAGCUGUGUGUAUGGUGGUCCGCCCCCUGGCCCUGUACAACCUGGUGGUGCAGGCCACUGCAUUGCUCUUCUUCUGCCUACCCAUGGCCACCAUCAGCGUGCUCUACCUGCUCGUGGGUCUGCGGCUGCAACAGGAGGCCAAGGGCAGGGGCAUCAGAGUGGCCAGGGAUGGUGACACCCCCAGAGUCCCACUGCAGGAUAGAGGCCGGAGACAAGUGACGAAGAUGCUGUAUGUGCUGGUCGUGGUAUUUGGCAUCUGCUGGGCCCCGUUCCAUGCUGACCGCCUCAUGUGGAGCUUGGUGUCCCACUGGACAGAGGGUCUGCACCUGGCCUUCCAGUGCGUCCACCUCGUCUCUGGCGUCUUCUUCUACCUUGGUUCAGCUGUGAACCCUGUGCUCUACAGCCUCAUGUCCACCCGUUUCCAGGAGACUUUCCGGGAAGCCCUGGGCCUCGGCACCCACUGCUGCCGCCCGCUCCCCCACCACAGCUCGCACAGCCUCAGCAGGCUGACCGUGGGCAGCUCCCUGUAUACCGUAGGCGCCCAUGGAAGCAGGGCCCAGGCCCUGGCUGACAACGAUGGCCAAGAGGGACAGCAGGAAACAGAACCCUCCUAA